AUGUCAAGUAACGUGGGGUCUUCAGGAGACUUUGGAUCUCUUGGCAUUUCAAGAUGGCUUGUAGAGAGUUUGCGUGCAAUGAAAAUUACUCAACCAACUGCCAUUCAAAAGGCGUGUAUUCCGAAAAUACUAGAGGGAAGAGAUUGCAUUGGAGGUGCAAAGACUGGUUCCGGUAAGACCAUUGCGUUUGCUGGUCCUAUGCUCACGAAAUGGUCUGAAGACCCAAGCGGAAUGUUUGGAGUCGUGUUGACGCCAACAAGAGAGCUUGCAAUGCAGAUUGCAGAACAAUUCACGGCGUUGGGCAGCUCUAUGAAUAUAAGGGUUGCGCUGGUUGUGGGUGGCGAGAGCAUUGUUGAUCAAGCAAUUCAGCUGCAGAAAAAGCCUCAUUUUAUAGUGGCAACGCCAGGCCGUCUCGCGCACCACGUCAUGAAUAGUGGAGACGAUACCGUGGGUGGCCUAAAAAGAGUGAAAUUUCUGGUUUUAGACGAAGCCGACAUUCUGCUCACAGACACGUUUACGGAUGAUCUAACUACUUGUGUAGGCAUAUUGCCGCCAAAGCAAAGUCGGCAAAACCUAUUGUUCACCGCCACGGUAACAGAUCAGGUAAAAAUGUUACAGAGCUCACCUACACCAGAGGGCAAGCCUAAACUUUUUUCGUACGAGGUGGAAAGCAUGGACAAGGUGGCUAUCCCUGCCACUUUAAAGACCACUUACUUACUUGUGCCAGAACAAGUGAAAGAAGCAUAUCUUUACCAAAUUCUUACAAGCAAUUCUUAUAGAGAGGCCAGUGCCAUCAUUUUUGUGAACAGGACUGUAACGGCUGAGAUUUUGAGAAGAACCUUAAAACAAUUGGAUGUACGAGUAGCUUCGCUGCAUUCGCAAAUGCCGCAGCAAGAGAGAACCAACUCGCUGCAUAGGUUUCGCGCAAACGCCGCUCGUGUACUGAUAGCUACCGAUGUGGCGUCAAGAGGUUUGGAUAUUCCAACAGUACAGCUGGUUAUUAACUACGACAUAUCAGCAAACCCUGACACUUUCAUUCAUCGAGCUGGACGUACCGCGCGUGCUGGCAGAUCUGGUGAAUCAAUUUGCUUCGUAGCUCAGCGGGACGUUUCCAGAGUAGAGGCCAUAGAAGACAGGAUCAAUAAGAAGAUGGAUGAGUUCACAGAAGUGCAUGACACUGCAGUUAUUAGAAAGGCCUUGAGCAAGGUCACGGCGGCAAAACGCGAAAGUUUGAUGGCCAUGGAAAAAGAGAGUUUCGGUGAACGUCGUAAACUUCACCAACGGAAGAAUGGUAAAGAAAAAGGUUAUAGACGAGAGUAA
Messenger RNA from Lachancea nothofagi CBS 11611, 1320 nucleotides. The record is from the annotation of a GenBank genome assembly. Lineage: Eukaryota; Fungi; Ascomycota; Saccharomycetes; Saccharomycetales; Saccharomycetaceae.